This is a messenger RNA of Apus apus (common swift), 6166 nucleotides long. RefSeq names its product GA binding protein transcription factor subunit beta 1 (gene GABPB1). Gene Ontology annotation, cellular component: nucleus. Gene Ontology annotation, biological process: positive regulation of transcription by RNA polymerase II. The record is from RefSeq and is a predicted model, not a curated record. The transcript has 9 exons. Lineage: Eukaryota; Metazoa; Chordata; Aves; Apodiformes; Apodidae. The coding region runs from base 3369 to 4520 and encodes 383 amino acids. Gene Ontology annotation, molecular function: protein binding; transcription cis-regulatory region binding.
UUUUUCUUUUCUAUCCUAGCAGUCAAAAGUAGUUUCUGCGGGUAAGGCGCUGUCUGAUAGCGUGCGGUAAAAUCCCCUGGGGGGAGUCUUACGUGCUUGGAGUUUUUAGCUGAAAGCAGUUGUAUAUUGUCCUUCAACCUGCUUACUAAGGUAGCUGUUACUUAAUGACCAAUGCUGCAUAUUAGAGUUACAUCUGUGUGAAUGCCCACCUUGGGGUACUUUGGCUUAAUUUUGUAAAAAAAUACUCAUGGCUUCCAAGGCUUUAGUGAGGCUGAGCAGUUUGAUUGAAGCAUGUAUGCACACAGAAGUACUUGUAAGGGUACAUAAAUCUGCUGCAUAAGGGUAAGAGUAUACAUGACAGAUCAGCAUACACUAGAGGCAGGCUUUUUGUUCAUGUCCCAGAGUCUUUGCUGAAAACAGUUUGUUUUCUAGGACUUUCUGGGGGGGCUAUUUGCUAUUUGGAUUUGUCAAGAAAGAUUCCUCAUAAUAGAUGCUUAAGUAAAAAAGGCUGGUGAAUUUUGUUUGAAAAUAUUUCCAAGUUCCAGUCAAUCUGAGGUGUACUUUUCAGGUUGCAGUACAGUUCAAAGGCUACACCACAAGCCCUUAGAUUCUUCAUGUCAGCCGUAGCUGCCAUAGUGUAAUCUUUUUGUUAUCUACUGCCAAACUUAUCUGUGAAAACUUUGUUGGCAGUGGCAACCUACAUCUAGGUUCGUGCCAAUCGUUCACCCUUCUUGCAUAAUAUUUUUUAGAUGUUGCAUUUUGUUGUAGAUAAUGGCCAAACUGUGCUCUCUGCUUUUGAGGGACAAGACUUUUCUGCCAUCUGGCAUUAUUUAAUGGAGUUACGUUGAUGAUUGAUGCUAUUUAAUGCAUGAAACUAGUUGGCAGACAGAUCUGCAUAAAUACAGACUUGACUAUCUUAACCAACAAAAUGUUUGCUUGUCUGAUCCCUUCUCAGAUCAGAUAUUUUUCAUCUGGUGCAUACACAGUCCAACAUGAGGGUCAUGUUGCUGUUUAAACAAACUAGAGAGACACAACACAGAGAAAACUGAAAGCACUGGAAUUAAAGCCAACUGCUGUUAAUGUAUUAGUGUAAUUUUAAUUGUCAUCAUAGGAGUGUGGAUACUCUGGUAUUUAUAGUAAGAUUUUAACUACGACACGUGAAAUCAUUGUCAAAAUACAUUUUGAAGAGAUUUCCCCUUAGGAAACAAUACAGAAACUUUUUGAGUUUAUCUCACGUAAGUCACUAUAAUUACUGCUAAGUGAUAUCAAAAAUAACUGAAAUAAUAAACUUUUUUGAAGAAUUGUACUGAUUUCAAGCAUUGCACUGUUCUAUCAGGAUGUACAAAAAUAAAUCAAGUUGAUCCUAUCAUUUCAAUUCUAAAAAUGAUCAAAACUGAGUGCUUGAUGAACGAUCUAAAUAGUUUUAUCACUGUUUAUUACUCUGUACUUAAUAUUUUUGACCUUGCUAGGAUCGGCAUGUAAAAUUAGUUAGAAGUUGCUCUUCUGGAUCUCUAGCAGUACUGUGGAAUGUUUGGUAGGAUGAUGGCAUUUCCAAAGAUCUGAUCUGGGGAAGCAGGUUGAUUUUAUUUUAUUUUGAAAAUGUUCUUUUUCCAGACAUAAUGUGGGGUGAGAGAUGAUGGGUCUUGAUGUCUUUCAGGUGUGGUUCUGCCGCCCUGACACUUCACUAGAGAGACCUGUUGAAGUAGCAUUUUAUGAAUUUUUUUCUGGGGUUUUUAGGAGUGAUUGCAGGUCAUUGUGUUAUGGUGUAUGUUGAUUAAGUCUACCUUCCCAUCAAUUGCAGUGGUGCCGUCCAUGCUUUUCUCAUUCAAGUCUGCCUUUUAGGAGCAUGCCUUGGUAGAAGUAUGCUAGCAGUUGCAUCUUAGUGUGCUGGCAGAUCUUCAUCUUAGUAGGUGUUCUACAACAACUGUUCUGUACCUGUUGAUUUUGUCUGGGUGAUGUUCACUACUGCAGUGGUAAAAGGGGAAUAAAGGCUGAGUCCAGGAUCCUUGGGACAGGACUCCAGUAUGACAGGUGCUGCAGUUUUUUUAAGCCAAAUUUAAUAAUUUUCCUUUGCUCUGCAGACUCUGCUGCUCUGUUGUCUGGUGUGGUAUUCCAGCCUUCCCAAACUGCAUAUUUUUCAGGUCCUCUUCCCCGUGUACAGAUCCCAUUUUGCACACAGUUCUACAUAAGCUCUGGUCAAGUGCUGUUGCACAACCCGCUGGUAACAGCAUGAUGUUCAGAGUUUUACAGAAUGCAUAAAAACAAAUAUAAGAUAGAUAUCAAAAAGGAGUAUGAAUUCCUAUUGAACAGAAGUAAAAUAGCAAUAAUAAUUUGAUCUAAAUUUUAGUUAACAGUUCAUUGUGGCAUCUGGCUAAUGAUACUGUACAGAAUGCAUUGCAAUAAUGAAAUGUGGAAGUUCAGGAGGUGUUCAAUGCAAAAUAGUCCAAACCUAGCAGAAGCUUUCCCCUGUUUACUCAGUUGUAGACAAAAUCCUCUGUUCCCACAGUUGUGUAGGAGCUGCUAGAAGUCUGAAAACAUACUCAAAUUGUCAUAAGAAUAACAGUAUCAAGACUGUUUUGGAGCCUGUGGUGUUUUUAUUGUCUGAAGGAAUCCUCUUAUAAAGCAUCACCCAGCUGUUGUGCUAGCCAAGCUUGAUGGAAAUUAUACUGAAGAAAAUCCUCUAACACAGUUCAGCAGGGUUGAUUUGUAAUGCUACAUGGAGUAGCAGCAGCACUGAGAACUAAGAGUGCUGCUUGGAAAUGGAAAUAUUUAAAUUUUAAAUAAAUAUUAUUGUACUAUAUAUAGAACUUUGCUUCUGGUAAUGUCACUGUGCUAUUGUACUGUGACUGACUGAUCUCAAGAAAGGAGCUGAAGAUUUUUUCUGGCAAGGGAAGUUCUGACACUGCAGACCCGGCUCGAUAUGUCCUAGUACUAGCAGUGGAAGAGUAUAGGGGGAAGUGUGGGACACGUGGUCUGCCCUCACGGGACUGGUACUUGGGAUGGUCUGACAAGUAGAAGUCAGCUUUGGGUUAACUAUUCUUGAGACAUUUUGUGAAUGCUAGUAUUCGUUGGUUAAAAGUAAUUAAACGUGCAUGAGUCCUUUGUUGGAAAUGCCUCUCCAGUUGCUGUUGUUAGUGUGUUAUUGACACAACCUGAUUUUGAGUUCGGUAAUUUUGCUAGAUUUUUACCUUUCUUCCACUAGAUGGCCCCAGCAGGCUUUCAAGUGCCGAUGAGAACUGAAACUUCUACUUAAUUUCUAAAAAAAUUGCGUUGUUUUAGCUGAAGUUAAACUUCUACAUAAUGCUUUGUUCUUGUUUCAAAUACAAACACUUCAAAACACAAAGCACAGCCAAGAGGAUGUUGUUAAUAUGUCACUAGUAGAUUUGGGAAAGAAACUUUUAGAAGCUGCACGAGCAGGUCAAGAUGACGAAGUUCGCAUUUUGAUGGCAAAUGGAGCACCUUUUACCACAGAUUGGCUGGGAACAUCUCCACUUCAUCUAGCAGCACAGUAUGGGCACUACUCAACAACAGAAGUGCUGCUGCGAGCAGGUGUAAGUCGUGAUGCCAGAACCAAAGUGGACAGGACUCCAUUACAUAUGGCAGCAUCAGAAGGCCAUGCCAGCAUAGUAGAAGUCUUACUUAAGCAUGGUGCUGAUGUCAAUGCAAAGGACAUGCUCAAAAUGACUGCGCUUCACUGGGCUACUGAACAUAACCACCAAGAAGUUGUAGAACUGUUAAUAAAGUACGGAGCAGAUGUCCAUGCUCAGAGUAAAUUUUGCAAAACAGCAUUAGAUAUUGCUGUAGACAAUGGAAAUGAAGACCUUGCAGAAAUAUUACAGAUUGCAAUGCAGAACCAAAUCAAUACGAAUCCAGAGAGUCCGGACACUGUGACGAUACAUGCAGCAACACCGCAGUUCAUCAUCGGACCUGGAGGGGUGGUGAACCUAACAGAUGAAACAGGAGUGUCUGCUGUACAGUUUGGGAAUUCAUCAACAUCAGUAUUAGCCACGUUGGCAGCUUUAGCAGAAGCAUCAGCUCCACUGUCUAAUUCUUCAGAAACACCAGUUGUGGCCACAGAAGAGGUCGUGACUGCAGAAUCUGUGGAUGGUGCUAUUCAGCAAGUAGUCAGUUCUGGAGGUCAGCAAGUUAUUACUAUAGUUACAGAUGGCAUUCAGCUUGGUAAUCUGCAUUCGAUUCCAACCAGUGGAAUAGGGCAACCAAUCAUUGUGACCAUGCCAGAUGGACAGCAAGUAUUAACAGUUCCAGCAACGGACAUUGCUGAAGAAACUGUGAUAAGUGAAGAACCACCAGUGAAGAGACAGUGCAUAGAGAUUGUGGAAAAUCGUGUGGAGUCUGCAGAAAUAGAAGAAAGAGAAACUCUUCAGAAGCAGCUGGAUGAGGCAAACAGAGAAGCACAAAAAUAUCGCCAGCAGCUUCUAAAGAAAGAGCAAGAAGCAGAGGCCUAUCGGCAGAAGUUAGAGGCAAUGAACCGCCUCCAGACUAAUAAAGAAGCUGUGUAAUAAAAUAUGAACAUACUGCAAAGCCUGUUACUUUUAAAAACCUGCAGUACAAUCUUGAACUGUACCCUAUAUAGGUACAGACACAGGAUUCCAUGAUACAGAAGAUGCUACAAGUUGAUAACUGGACUUAUGCCGUGAGCUCUGGUGGAUUUCUUGUAACAUAAAAAACUCUGAAUUUAGAAAUUGUGAAAAGUAUUUAAAAUGAAAUACUGUAAAUAGUUGUUUUUUUUACAGUUUCAAAAUGAGUUGAUAAAUCUUUUUGAAGGGAUCCAGAAACACGAGAAGCCAAUGUUUUUGUGAAAUUUUUGAUUUUAGUAUUAAUCUAACUUCUGAAAAACAGAACAGUUUUAAGGGUGAUGAUGUUGAUUUAAGCUGACAACUUGAAAAUUAAUUAUGUGACAAAAUGAGUUAACAGUUAUUUCUACAUGGUAACAACUUAAAAUUCUCUGAAUAAGACAUUUCCAGGUGGAAAUCUUUGUACAGCUUUAAGUAGUUGUCUCAGAUUCUCUGAAAACCAUUUUGGUUUUUUUUUUUUUUUAUUUUAGGCAGUGAAAUUUUUAUAUUUAAUUUCAGAUAUAUCCAAGUAGAUUUACAUGUAUAUGAAGCUAAUAUUUUUUAAACUUUUCAGUUUGUACAUACGCUGCAUGUUUUUAUAAUUUCUACACAUACAUCUUGCAUAGCUAUUUUUCAGCAAAGAUGAGAAUAAUUAUGAGAAAAAUGUUUAGCUUAUAGGUAAUUUGAAGUAAGCUAGCAGCCAGUUUUAUUGUGGAUGGUAUAUUUCUUGGAAGAAUGUAAUUUGUAAUUAAAAAGAACAAAAAAACCCAUCUCAAUUUACAUAUUAGAGGCAAUUCAAAAUUUGGUAGUGGAGGCAUUGAAACUUCACUUUAUGUGUCUUACACUUUUCCUGUACAAACAUUUUAAAGUUCAGAAAAGAAAAGAAUGUCUCCACUGGAACACAAAUAGUAGUUCUCUUAGAAUAUUCCUAUUGAUCUUUUUUUCCCAAUAGCCUUGAAAUAAUUUAAAUGAUAUGUUUUUUUUCUAAACAGACCUUUGCAUUUUAAUUAUGCAAUUGGACAAGUAAUUUUUUAUGUUGUAGUGAUGCUCUUCUUACCUAGCAUCAUUGUUCUUCACUGUGAUACUGUGUUUGUGUGUGUCUGUGCAGUGAUCUAUUAUGCUUAGAAUUUAUAUAGCACGUUACAUCUUCAGAGCUUUGUAAAAUCUUUUUAAAGAGCCCUUACUGUACUGCCUGAGGCAGGUGAGUGUUAUUGUCUCAAUUUUAUAGCUGAUAUAAGUGCAACACAAGGAGUGUUAAAUGACUAGCCCAAGACCACGUGAAGCUGUGGUAAACCUGGGAGUAGAUCUCAGGAGAGCUGGCUUCUAGUCCUGUGCUUAGACUGAGCUGCCUUAAGAUUGUUCAGUGCUGUGUUACAUUAAGUUUUGAACUACUGUGCAGGUUCCUUUUUCCUAAGAUAAAACUCUUUGUGCUUUGCUUUGUUGUUCCAUGUUUCACUGCUUUUAUGGAAUUGUUUAUAUAAACUUAAGCAAAAAGUCUAGUUUACCUAUUACUGUACACCGAAGAAUUACCCUUAAAACUGUACUCUGGCCUACUUUUUCUAUUUUACAAUUAAAUAUCUUUUCCACAUAUA